AUGCAUGCUGUUUAUUAUGCUGGAUCAUACACCAUCAGUAAUCAACCCAUAAAUUUGAAGCCAUGGUCAGAAGACUUUGAUUUCAGCAAAGAAUUUCCUAGUGAGAUUCCACUGUGGGUUAAAUUUCCUAAUUUGCCUAUGAAUUGUUGGGGCAGUAAAUCUUUGAGUAGAAUAGCAAGUGUAUUAGGAACUCCUGUGUUUGCAGAUGAAUGUACCACAAAGCAAACAAGGAUAUCCUUUGCGAGAAUGUUGGUGGAAAUAAAUGUUAGUCGCCCACUUCCUGAUGAAAUUACAGUGAUUGAUCCAAAAGGGAAGUAUUUCCAACAACAUGUGAUAUACGAUUGGAAACCUUAUUUCUGUGGAGUGUAUCAAGUAGUUAGGCACAAAUGUAGGGAAAAGGAAAAAGGGGAUAAUCAAAAGGAUGCUCAACAUAAAAGAAAUAGGAACAAUAAACUGUUACACAAGAAUGGAGAUACAAAAGUCAUGUGCAAACAACUCUAA
Molecule: messenger RNA, 501 nt
Organism: Nicotiana tabacum (common tobacco)
Lineage: Eukaryota; Viridiplantae; Streptophyta; Magnoliopsida; Solanales; Solanaceae
Source: RefSeq, a predicted model, not a curated record